AGUCACUACUUCGUAUGCCAAAUUUGAGGUAUGGAAUAUAUCCUAGCUAGUAUAUGGUCUAUCUACAAAAAGUUCUUGAACACACAAGAAACCGACCUCUAUGCCAUCAAGUAUCGAUUGAUCCCCUUGUGAAAAUUCCAACCCAAUGCCAUACCUCGCAGUAAAGUAUCAGUAGGGAAAUCAAAGCUUUGCCAUAAGAAACCAGCUGUGUCGUUGUCCCAUGUGUUCUUGAUAAUGAAGUUUCCAUCAUUAAGAAGCUCUACAACCAACAUUGAGCUAAUAACUCCCGGAAACUUCGUCCCCCAAACACGGGUUCCAGCUUGAUCGACGAGGACGAAGUUGUUGUUGGAAAACUUGAGGAUUCCAAAAGAGGUUCAUCCAUGUUAGCAACCCAUACCAAAUGCCGACAUACCAACGAUGGGAAGCGAGUUUGAAGAAACCCAACUCAAAGAGUUCUCUGGGAGACACUAUGGUGAUUGGUGCGGUUGCUAGUAAGAGUCUCUGUUGACGAAAGCUUGCUGGUAGAGAUGGAGAACACAGGAACGAGUAAGCAUUUCUAAUCUCCAUCCGAAACAAAACAGAGGUCCAAUUAAAAUCAUCGUCUUUUAGUUUAUUUGCUUCUUCUCUUCGAGAUAGGGUGGUUAACACUUUAAUUUGUAAUUCUGAUCCAUUUCAUUACUAUAUCUAGCCGAGAUGUGCAUUGGAUCUAUGUAAACAUUUUCCAAAUUGUUUAAAAUCUAGGGAGAAAAAUAACGAUGUAUAACAGAAUACAUGACUACACAUCACAAGUUAAGAAAUAUGUAAUCAAUUAAACGAACUAAAUGUAUCGCAUGCAUACAUGUAUCAAUUAUAUGAUGACAUCACGAAUAUCUUAUUCCGGUACGUCGUUCGUCGGAAUUGAAAUAGCUAGAAAAUGAAUAGAACAACUGCAGCAAACCAAAUUAAACCAAACCAAUCCACAUAAACUAGAAAUUCGCACUCUUCCAAAAAAAAAAAAAAAAAAAAAAAACAGUUCAAGAUCGCCGCCAAAUGAGCAAAAUCGUCAAUUCACUCAAACCCCCACGAAAGACCUGUCGCAACAAAUCAGCCAAUGUCACGUGGUCCCAAACCAAAUUUAACCGAAUCAAAACCACUUCAACCGGAACUCCCACUCUUGCAAUAAAAACAAACCAAUGAACCAAAAUCGCCGCCAAAAGGGCGAAAAUCGUCAAUUCACAAAACCACACGAAAGAAGAGAGUCCCGUCACAACAAAUUAGGCCAAUCUCACGUGAUCCCAAACCCACGUAAACCGGAAAUUCCACUCUUUUAACUUUUAACAACAACAAACCAAAAAACGAUCGCCGCCACAAGGGCAAAACCGUCAAUCCCUUAUCAAAAACAAAUCAGUCCAAUGUCACGUGAUCCCAAUGAUAAAACCAAUUCUCUCUCUCUCUCUCUUUUCUCGUAGUCCUUUUUCCAGUCAUGGCGAUAACCGUAAACGACGACGCUCUCACGGAGAGACAAAAAAACCCCAAAAUCAUCCUUAUUAACGAUUUUGCCAUCCCUUCUUCUUCUUCAUCAUCAUCACCUUUCAUCAACCUCGCCGCAACUUUCCGCGACAACAUCAGAUCGUUCCUCCAUGAAUACGCCGAGAUUGAAGAUUACACCAUCGACGGAGCCACCGUCUCUACCCUUUUCCUUGGAAACCAAGCAAACGGCGUCGUUUUCCCUCUUUAUAUCAUCGAAGAACAAAUCUCUGCUUCUUCUCCAAACCCACUCUGCGAUUUCUGUCGAUGCGUUGGUUGGGGUCAUCACUAUGUAUCGAAGAGGAAGUAUCAUAUGAUAAUACCAAAGAUUGAUGAAUGGAAUGAGCCAUUGACGAGCAAAAGCUUGAAGCUUUCUUCACAUUUGAUGCAUGGUUUGAUUCAUUGCAAUGGUUUUGGUCAUUUGCUUUGUAUCAACACUGAUAUUGAUGAUCCUGCUUACCUCUCUGGUCACCAAAUCAUGGACUUUUGGGAUCGUCUUUGCACUAUUCUUCACACUAGGAAGAUUUCUUUGGAUGAUACAUCUAAGAAGGGAGCGAUCGAUCUGAGGCUGCUCCAUGGUGUUGCAUAUGGUCGACCAUGGUUUGGGAAAUGGGAUUAUAUGUUUUCUCAUGGAAGCUUUGGGGUCAGAAAAGAUCAGUAUUGGCGAGCUAUUCUCACUCUUAGCUCUAUAGAAGUUGACAAGGUUAUUGAAGAUUUUUCUGGAACAAGUAAAGGGAGAGUGAUGAAGACGAUCAUCGAUUUCUACAGAGGAUCCAGUGAAACCCCAUUGGCCACUCUCUCUGAUUUGCUUCGGUUCAUGCUUGCUUUCAGAUCAAAAGCUCCCAUUCAGAGGAAGACUGCAAUGACACUAGUAGCAAUGUCUUUAGAUCCUGUUUCAUAUCCUAUCCUUAGAGCUGAUGAGAACACUGAGGUCUGCACAUCCCCUAAUCAGGAAUCAGAUGAUAACGGAUAUGAAUCUGGCAGAGAAACUGUCCUUGAUGAUCAUGAAAUUAGAAUGGCGGGCAUAAAGACCCCUGAGUAUUACUCAUUUGAUGAUUUGGGCAGGAGAGAAAAUUCUAGAUGGCCUGGAAGGAGGUUGAAUGAGGCAGCCCAAGCAGUUCUCAAAGUGUUUAAAGAGCGAAAAAGUACCAUUACUCGUCAUGAGCUUCGACAGGCUGUUAGAACUAGCAUUGGUGAUACAGGAUUGAUUGAUUUCUUGCUCAAACACAUUGACAAAGUUCUAAUAGGUGACCAGAUAGUGCAGAGGUUCACAAACUCGAAAAGCCGGAUGUUACAGUUCUCCCUCCGGACAAUCAAUUCCCAUGUUCAAGAGCAAGAACGGAAAAAGAAAAGGAAAAUGAAACCGCAGGAAAUCAAUGAAUGGACAUCCACCACUCCCGGACUGAGUCCGUACGAUGACAUUCUCUAUCUGUAUCAGAAUAUCUUGUUAACUCAUCUUGAUUCAGACACAUACAGUGAAGCGUCUCAGAUUAUCUUGAACUGCAAGAGCUUUAUAAAAGAAUGGUCUUACCAGGAACAAAAUCCUUUAACAGUUAGCUGCCAAGUUCUGCCCAAUCAUGAAGAACUACUUAGAGACUUCACACGGUUAUUACCGCCUGGUGAACUCGUGGUUGUUCCUGAAAACGCAACCAUCAAAGAACUGAAAUUUGCAGCAGAGAAAGCUCUGAGGGACACUUACUUCAUAACGGAGACAUUUGAAGUGUUGGAGAUAAGAAACAGGUAUCUGGAGAAGCUAGAUGACAACUUGGCUCUAAAAUCACAAAGGAUUACAGAGUUUCUGGUGAAAGGGUUUGGUCUGGACAUAGGCACAGAGUUAAGGUAUGAAGGUGGUUUUGAUGACUGGACUGUUGACUGCAAAUGCGGAGCUAGAGAUGAUGAUGGUGAGAGAAUGGUGGCUUGUGAUGCUUGCAAGGUUUGGCACCACACACUCUGCAAUUCCAUCGAAGACGAUGAAGCUGUGCCCUCUGUGUUUCUCUGUAACAGGUGUUAUGAAGAUAGCUUGAGAUCCAAGAAACGCAACCUCAGCAUUCGCUAGCCCUAGCUUGCGCAGAAAGCCACCUUGUGUUGCAGGAGAUUAUAUAUCAUCCAUUAUUGUGGUCAAAAACUCAAAACUUACCAACCAUAGCCAUAGACUAAAUUUUAUGAUGAAGACUUUU
Messenger RNA from Arabidopsis lyrata subsp. lyrata, 3683 nucleotides. Its product is annotated as PHD finger protein At2g01810. Lineage: Eukaryota; Viridiplantae; Streptophyta; Magnoliopsida; Brassicales; Brassicaceae. The transcript has 3 exons. The record is from RefSeq and is a predicted model, not a curated record. Bases 1463 to 3562 code for a protein of 699 amino acids.